This is a messenger RNA of Jatropha curcas, 1510 nucleotides long. RefSeq names its product chorismate mutase 1 (gene CM1). NCBI's taxonomy places the organism in Eukaryota, Viridiplantae, Streptophyta, Magnoliopsida, Malpighiales, Euphorbiaceae. Gene Ontology annotation, molecular function: chorismate mutase activity. The record is from RefSeq and is a predicted model, not a curated record. Gene Ontology annotation, biological process: aromatic amino acid biosynthetic process; chorismate metabolic process. Gene Ontology annotation, cellular component: cytoplasm.
AAAAAGGAAAAAAAAAAAAAAAAAAAAAAAAAGGAACGAGACUUGUCACCUAACAAACCCACCGAACACCGGUCCAGCGGUCCUCCUCCUUCUUUCUCUCGGCUUUUCUUUUGCGAUAUAAGUUCUCUUUCUUCUCUCUAUCUCUGCAAGUGAAGUGUGAUUUGUUCUUUGCACUUCAAGUUUUCUCUCGCCCUUUGUAAUGGAGGCAACGCUAUUGAAAGCUUCUUCCCCUCCAUUAUUGCCUUCUCAUGUAUCGGACUUUCAGAGUACAAGUUGCUUCUUUGUUCCCAAAACAAGGGGAAAUCUUUCUACAUUAAGACCAUUCUCCACAAGCUUUGCAAAUAGACGCAUUUUAUCUGUAGAAGCAUCUGCCUCUUCUAUUGGGUUGGAGAAAAAGAAAAGGGUGGAUGAGAGUGAAAAUUUGACCCUCGAACAUAUAAGACGUUCCUUGAUUCGACAAGAGGAUAGCAUAAUAUUUAGCCUUUUAGAGAGGUCCCAAUAUUGUUACAAUGCUGAUACCUAUGAUCCUGAUGCUUUUUCCAUGGAUGGCUUCCAUGGUUCAUUGGUAGAGUACAUGCUCAGAGAAAUUGAAAAACUUCAUGCUCAGGUUGGCAGAUACAAGAGCCCUGAUGAACACCCUUUCUUCCCUGAUGACUUGCCGGAGCCAUUGUUGCCACCUCUGCAGUACCCACAGGUGCUGCAUCCUAUUGCUGACUCGAUUAAUAUAAAUAAGAAAGUAUGGGACCUAUACUUCAGAGAUGUGCUCCCAAGAUUGGUCAAGGAUGGGAAUGAUGGUAAUUGUGGAUCAACUGCUGUUUGUGACACAAUCUGCCUGCAGGUUCUCUCAAAAAGAAUUCAUUAUGGAAAAUUUGUAGCAGAAGCAAAAUUCCGAAACUCUCCAGAUGCAUAUAAAGCUGCUAUUAGAGCACAGGACAGAGAUAGAUUGAUGGAUUUGCUCACCUACAGCAAAGUUGAAGAGGCAAUAAAAAAGAGAGUGGAAAUGAAAGCCAUAACUUUUGGCCAAGAGGUGACAAUAUGUUUCGGAGAUGAGGAUACCGAUCCAGUAUACAAAAUAGAUCCUGGCUUGGUUGCGGAGUUGUAUGGGGAAUGGAUCAUGCCAUUGACAAAGGAAGUUCAAGUUGAAUAUUUAUUAAGAAGAUUGGAUUAAAACUUUGGCAUAGCUGAUUAUGCUUAUUAGAGCAUGUUUAUGUAUAACCUAUGAUCAAUUAAUACACGGUGUAUGUAAUUAGACGUGCAUGUAAAAUGGCAGAGAUGGAAAAUUACUAAACUUAUUAGACGGUGAACCAGAUCAGGUGAAGAUGAUGUAACCUAUAGAGUUUGAGAAAUUCUAUUCUCUCCAUCAGACCAAGCAAUGUAACCUGUAAUAUGUAUGAUGAUGCUUUGUGGCAAGUACCAUAUGUUCCAUAAAUAUAAUAACUACUUCCAUUGUUGGGUUUGUAGACUUAAAAGAAACGGUUCUCUGGCUUUGCAAUGGAUUUUUAUCAGAGAA